UCACAUUCCACCAGAAGCUUCCAGAAGAGCCCACAUGAAAAAGCCCUUCAACAAUACUCCUAAACAACUGCGGGGAAACACACUUGGGAUACCCUGCAAGAGGCUGUAGCUGAAACAUGGCUCAGAGUGACUUCCUCUACCCAGAAAACCCAAGGAGGCGGCAGGAGGUGAGCCGCCUUCACCGGCAGCUCCUGGACUGCUUGUCUGACAGCUUCCAGGUCACCAACAAGCUCACCGGGGUUCUCAACACCCACCUGGGUUGUAGGCUGGCCUUCAUUGAAAUGAGAAGAGAUGGCACCAUUAAAGAAAACUGUGACAUCAUUAUCCAAGCAGUGAUCAAAAUCCAAAAGGAACUGCAGAAGGUUGACGAGGCACUGAAAGACAAGCUGGAGCCAACCCUCUAUCGGAAGCUUCAGGAUAUUAAGGAAGGAGAGACAGAGAAGAUUGCGAUCGUGCAAAAGGUCAUUUCUGUCAUCCUUGGAGAAGCUACAUCUGCGGCCAGCGCAGUGGCUGUCAAACUCGUGGGCUCAAAUGUCACAUCUGGCAUCAUUAGCAAGCUGGUCACAGUGCUCGCUCACAUCGGGACCUCUCUCCUUGGCAGCAUUGGCGUUGCCGUGCUUGGCCUCGGCCUAGACAUGAUCGUCCGAGCCAUCUUGGGAGCAGUGGAGAGGACGCAGCUUCAAGCAGCCAUCAAAAGCUACGAGACACAUCUGGUGGAAUUCAAGGCCGCCUCAGAAAAGUACCACCAUGCCAUCACUGAGGUCGCUGGUGCUGUGAAGCACCAGUUAAGAUGAACGGUCACAUGUCUACCACUGGGCUAGCUCUCUGCUUCCCUCUCCAUCAUGCUUACUUCUUUACCUACUUCCAUUUCCCAAGUGCCUCCGAGGUGACCACAGAUAGAAUAAAAAUUUGGAAUUCUUAGGAUCUGUGUCAACGAGUGCCCAAAUCAGUUGUCCUAGCCCCCGAGCAAUAAGGCUCUAUCUAGUUUUCUUACCCUGCUCUCAGAACCACAUCAUAACUCAGCAGGUACAAGCUACCGUGUCCUUGUUCCCAGUCAAUGUCCUCAAAGGUUCCCACUAAUGCAGAGACCAUUACGAUCACCUGUUUCAACCAUCACGUAGGUCUGAUGAGACAUACCUAGUAACAUCUGGCGAGACACACACCUGUGGCCAUCAGGUGAAACAGAAAUAUUUCCGUUAUUUUUAACCACUGGAUUAACCACAAUUGUCUAUAAACUGGAAAAGACUGAGAAACAACAACAACAUUUUCUUCAAGAAUGAACGGAGGCAAUGGAUCUGUGAACUUCUACUAACUACAAAGUGUGUCUGAGUGGAUUUGGAAAAAGAUGAAAUAAUAAAACUUGUUUCUAUAAUGCAAUCAAUGUUGACCAACCGUCAUCUAUCUCUUUAGCGGUGGAACAUUCUGGAACAUUUUCAAAAAUAAGAAAUAACCCUGAGUUACCUGUCCAUAAAAUGCAUUAGAGUGAGGAAAAAGACUCACUGCUCCUUAAGAAUUUGUUGAUUAAAGGAAAGUAAUUAAUUGCAAGUUUUCAGGAGGAGAGGUAAUUUUAUAUUCAACACCACCAGCAAGAGGCAGCUACAUGGAGCGUUAGGUAUUUACCAUGGUAUUUACCACCGGAAACCAGAAGAGCUAGAGGCUACAGAGGCCUGCGGAUACAACUUAAUUUCUAUAGCUAAAGCACUGUUUUUCUUCUCUCCUCUUCCUCUCCUCUCCCCUCUCCUCUUCCUCUCUCCCCUCCUCUCCUCUCUCUCUGUCCCCUCUCCUCUCUCUCUUCCUACUCUGCUCUCUCCUGGCUCUGCUCUCUGCUCCCUCCCCC
Psammomys obesus (fat sand rat) is the source of this 1837-nucleotide messenger RNA. RefSeq names its product single-pass membrane protein with coiled-coil domains 3 (gene Smco3). The record is from RefSeq and is a predicted model, not a curated record. The transcript has 2 exons. NCBI's taxonomy places the organism in Eukaryota, Metazoa, Chordata, Mammalia, Rodentia, Muridae. The coding region runs from base 117 to 794 and encodes 225 amino acids.